AUGGGUUCAUUUGAAUGUCUUUCGAGGGCUUUUGAAAACGCAAAUGAUUUGAUAAAUUUGUUUGCAUUAAAUUUUCACAUUAACUGUGAUCUUAUUAACGAGCGAUAUCUCCAGUACUCGAGACAAUCGACACCCGAAAGGGAUUCAACGAAGACUGACUACACGUACGCUCAGAGCUAUAGCUAUAAUCGGCGUAUAGAGCGGUCAAAGCUGUUUGACUGGUCGGUGCCAAACAUGUCU
Medioppia subpectinata is the source of this 240-nucleotide messenger RNA. The record is from the annotation of a GenBank genome assembly. Lineage: Eukaryota; Metazoa; Arthropoda; Arachnida; Sarcoptiformes; Oppiidae.